CCCCCCCCCCCCUCUUCUCUGUUCUCUCCCUCGCCUCGCUCUCCGAUUGUCUCCACAACAAUCGAACCAUGAUCCUUGACGCGGAUGGCAAGCCCUGCCGGGCAUGCAACAGCAUGACCGAUUUCAUGAAGACCGCUGGGGCCGGCGGCAGUGGCAGUGGCAGCGGCGCUGCUGCCGGUGCCCGGCCGGCCACGCCGCCCCCAUCGCCACCGGCCACGUCGGCCAGCGCCGCGAGCCCCGGCGCCACCCCUGCUGGCGAGGCUGCCCCGGUGCCCCUCGAGUGCCCGCCCGACCUGCUGGAGAUUGGCCGCGGGACGUGGACCUUCCUGCACACGGCUGCAGCCUACUAUCCCAAGGAUCCCUCGCCGCAGCACCGGGCGGACAUGACCAACCUUGUGUCCAUCCUCGGGCGACUCUUCCCCUGCGGCGACUGUGCGUCGCACUUGACCGAGUAUGCGGCUGCCCAUCCGCCGGACACCUCCUCCCGGACCUCCAUCUCCCAGUGGUUCUGCGAAAUGCACAAUGACGUUAAUGUUCGCCUUGGAAAGCCCGUGUUUGACUGUGCCCGCGUGCUGGAGCGCUGGAGGGACGGGCCGGCUGACGGCUCGUGCUGAUCUUCCAAUUGAACCUCUACUUCCCUCCAAAUAGACGUGCAUACAUACCCCCUUUACACACACACACGCACACACACG
Fonticula alba is the source of this 692-nucleotide messenger RNA. RefSeq lists its product as hypothetical. Lineage: Eukaryota; Rotosphaerida; Fonticulaceae. Gene Ontology annotation, cellular component: mitochondrion. Gene Ontology annotation, molecular function: flavin adenine dinucleotide binding; flavin-dependent sulfhydryl oxidase activity. Bases 69 to 614 code for a protein of 181 amino acids. The record is from RefSeq and is a predicted model, not a curated record. The transcript is spliced from 3 exons.